AUGUGCAAGAUUGGGAUUAAUGCUGGCAAUUCGGUUCACAACGACAACAAGCUGGCUGAGCAAGAGAUUGGCCUAAAAGAAAGUGAAAAUGAUAACCAUUACGUGGAAUACAAAAUGGGAUUUCAAGUCACACCCAUCAAAGGGUCCAAAGAUAAAGAGCUUGUUGAUGAAAACUUAGUUGUUUCUAGUCCAAGCAAAAUUAUGCAGCAAAUUGCAGGCAACAACGAGUGUCCAUCUCUUGCAGAUUUUGAUGAGAUACAUCCACCAGGUGGAAGCCAAGCAGUGAUUCUCUACACCACAAGCAUGAGAGGCAUAAGAAAAACCUUUCAAGACUGCAACACUGUGCGCUUUUUGCUAAGAAGCUUCAAGAUAAUAUAUCAUGAGAGGGAUGUUUCGAUGCACUUGGAGUACAGAGAGGAAUUGUGGAAGAUAUUGGGUGGCAAAGUGAUCCCUCCGAGACUUUUCAUCAAGGGAAGAUACAUUGGAGGAGCUGAUGAAGUUGUAGGAUUGCAUGAGAUGGGUUGGCUUGGAAAGCUCUUGGAAGGAACACCAAUUGACUUUGUUGAUGCUUCUUGCAAUGGUUGUGCCUGUACGAGGUUUGUUAUUUGCUACAGUUGCAAUGGUAGUUGCAAAGUUUUCACCACCUAUGGUGACAACAAAAAUGAAUGCUUCAUCAGGUGUCUUGAAUGCAACGAGAAUGGGCUUGUUAAAUGUCCUAUUUGCUACUAG
Messenger RNA from Vigna unguiculata (cowpea), 729 nucleotides. Its product is annotated as Glutaredoxin family protein. NCBI's taxonomy places the organism in Eukaryota, Viridiplantae, Streptophyta, Magnoliopsida, Fabales, Fabaceae. The record is from RefSeq and is a predicted model, not a curated record.